Erinaceus europaeus (western European hedgehog) is the source of this 2385-nucleotide messenger RNA. RefSeq names its product gamma-aminobutyric acid type A receptor subunit alpha5 (gene GABRA5). Gene Ontology annotation, cellular component: neuron projection; postsynapse; GABA-A receptor complex. The coding region runs from base 325 to 1716 and encodes 463 amino acids. The transcript is spliced from 11 exons. Lineage: Eukaryota; Metazoa; Chordata; Mammalia; Eulipotyphla; Erinaceidae. Gene Ontology annotation, molecular function: inhibitory extracellular ligand-gated monoatomic ion channel activity; benzodiazepine receptor activity; transmitter-gated monoatomic ion channel activity involved in regulation of postsynaptic membrane potential. Gene Ontology annotation, biological process: synaptic transmission, GABAergic; signal transduction; chloride transport. The record is from RefSeq and is a predicted model, not a curated record.
CGCAGGGCGGCGGGGGAGCGCGGGGAAGCGCGGGAGUCGCGGGGCCCGGGAGCACCCGGCAAGUUAGCGGUGGCGGCAUGGGGCGGUGACGCCGCUGCACUGGCCUCCGGCAGCGGGGCGCGAGCGGGCGGCGGCAGAGCGGGACGAUGCACCCUCGCCGACGGCUCGCCUCCCGGGAUCUGCGCGCAGACAUCUUGCAGAACAAGGAGUAACUUGCUGGCUUUGAACGCGUGGCCAAUAUUUCAGAAAGUUUCAAGAUCCAAUUGGAGAAAGGAACAGUUAUUCUUCCAAAAUUACCUGCCCCAACCAGUAUUCUUAUUGGGAAUGGACAAUGGAAUGUUCUCUAGCUUUAUCAUGAUCAGAAACCUCCUGCUUUUUUGUAUUUCCAUGAACCUAGCCAGUCACUUGGGCUUUUCACAAAUGCCCACCAGUUCAGUGACGGAUGAGACCAAUGACAACAUCACCAUAUUCACCCGGAUUUUGGAUGGGCUCUUGGAUGGCUAUGACAACAGACUGCGCCCGGGGCUUGGAGAGCGAAUUACCCAGGUGAGGACGGACAUCUACGUCACCAGCUUUGGCCCCGUGUCUGACACGGAAAUGGAAUAUACCAUCGACGUGUUCUUCAGGCAAAGUUGGAAGGACGAGAGACUUCGCUUUAAGGGCCCCAUGCAGCGUCUCCCACUCAACAACCUUCUGGCCAGUAAGAUCUGGACCCCGGACACCUUCUUCCAUAACGGGAAGAAGUCCAUCGCACACAACAUGACCACCCCCAACAAGCUGCUGCGGCUGGAAGAUGAUGGCACUCUGCUCUACACCAUGCGCCUGACUAUCUCUGCUGAGUGCCCCAUGCAACUUGAGGACUUCCCUAUGGACGCCCAUGCUUGCCCUCUGAAGUUUGGCAGUUAUGCGUACCCUAACUCUGAAGUCAUCUACGUGUGGACCAAUGACACCACCAAGUCAGUGGUGGUGGCAGAAGAUGGUUCCAGGCUGAACCAGUACCACCUGAUGGGACAUACAGUAGGCACGGAGAACAUCAGCACCAGCACAGGGGAAUACACCAUCAUGACUGCUCACUUUCAUCUAAAAAGGAAGAUUGGUUACUUUGUCAUUCAGACCUACCUUCCAUGCAUAAUGACCGUCAUCUUGUCACAGGUGUCUUUUUGGCUGAACCGAGAAUCUGUCCCAGCCAGGACAGUAUUUGGAGUGACCACAGUGCUGACCAUGACAACCCUCAGUAUCAGUGCCCGGAACUCUCUCCCCAAAGUGGCUUAUGCCACCGCCAUGGACUGGUUCAUAGCUGUGUGCUAUGCUUUCGUCUUCUCAGCGCUGAUUGAGUUUGCCACUGUCAACUAUUUCACAAAAAGAGGCUGGGCCUGGGAUGGCAAGAAGGCCUUGGAAGCAGCCAAGUUCAAGAAAAAGGAGCGGGACUUCAUCCUGAAUAAGUCAACAAAUGCUUAUACUACUGGGAAGCUGACUCACCCCCCAAACAUCCCAAAGGAACAGACCCCAGCAGGGACCACAAAUGCUUCUUCAGUCUCAGUAAAACCUCCUGAAGAGAAGACAGCUGAAAACAAAAAGACUUACAACAGCAUCAGCAAGACUGAUAAAAUGUCUCGAAUUGUAUUUCCAGUCUUGUUUGGCACUUUUAACUUAGUUUACUGGGCCACAUAUUUGAACAGGGAGCCAGUGAUUAAAGGACCUGCCUCACCAAAGUAAAGGAAUUCUUUGCCCUCCCAAAUUCUAAGAGAGCCAUAUUCCAGCAAAAAUGAUACCCAGGCAAGAGUGAACUUGAAAGGACCUUUCCUACUGGGGCACUCUCUUUCAGGAAUUUUUUUGCAUGUUCAGUAAUAUGUACAAAUAAUAUUGCCUUGAUGUUUCUGUAUAUAAUGUCAGAUGUUUCCAAGCUGUCAUGUUGAUAAAGUGGAGCAACUUUCUAGAAAAAUGGAAGACCAUGGCUCUGACACUCAGAUGCUCAGUAACUUACAUUAAUAGUUUACAAAUGAGAUAAGUAUAUUUUUAACUGUUCUUAGUGUUAUCUAACAAGGUUUUUUAUACUUCAGACACCAUUUCAUUCAAAUUUUCCCUGUGGAUAAAUAUUUUAGGAAGUGAUGACUGACCAACUCUACUUGACCAACUCUCACUUGAAAUAAAGAUCACCAAGAGCACUUUUUUUCCAUUAAAAAAGAGAGAGACUGUGGGCAUUUAUGUACAAAAUGAAUUGCCUUUGAUAAUUCUUAUUGUUCUAAAAUUAGAUGAGUAUUGCAUGAUCUUACAUUAUGAAAUAGUAUAGGUCAACAUUUAUGCAGACAAAUUUCAUAAACAGAAACCCACAGUAUGUUAGAUUAACAGGAAAAAAAUCCCCUGAGGAAAGAAAUAUAUAUAUAU